UUCAGAACAGUAGUGUUCCAUUCUCCAGGAGCUACUCCGCUGAAACCUCUGAGCGAUCGGAAAGAAUUUUAUUUACUCAGUAAGGAUACACACAAAGUCAAUGUGAUCUCAAGGUAUGAGGGUUUAGGAACAUUUAUUGAAGUUUAAACCUACUUUGAAGAGAUAUUGGGACAGCUAUUAACUUGUGUAGAGCCCAGCAUAGAGACUUAAAGAGCACAAAAUUGACUCCUUUGAGAAGAGAGAAGGAUAAAGCUAGGGAUAAGGCUCGAUUGGGAAGUCUUGAGAUGAGAAAUAAUUUGAAUCAUCUUGGGAAACUACAGAAUCAAUCUGGAGAUAUCGAAACAUUAUUGUAUAAUUUUAAAACUCCAUCUGAAAGCCUUACCAAAUUCAUAUCACCUAUAACAAAAUCAUACUCCAAAGCAGGGAAAAGCACCUGAAUUACUCCAAGUGAUCAACCUGACCUUGAAAAAUCAACUUUUUCUUCCCAAAAUCCCUACAAUACCUCCUCUUACCAAAGCCCUAUUAUAAAGCGUACUUGCUCUCACAGUAUAACGCGGCCUUUAAACCUCUCCUCAAAGAUUGCCAAGCUUCACCAAAAAUAUCUAAGAAGCCCAACAGAAAGACAACUGUCAGAUGUUAUCAAUCAACAGUACAUUGCCUUCUUAGAGAAGAAAGAACUUUCAUGUAAAAAGGAUCAGUUCAAUAAAAGCUGAAAGAUUUAUAUCAAAUAACAAAAGAAAUCAUAAGAGGAACCAGAGUGAGAUCCACAAUCCCAAGGACCAACAAUGGAUGGAGCAUGUUUUGUCCAAGACUUGGCUUAAGAUUCAUUCAAAAGGUUACUAUGAUAGCUUUGAAAACAACCAAAUUCCUUCUAAGGAUAUACAGAAAGAACCCCGACUAAAGCCACGAGAUCCUUAUUUUGACAAGACUAAGAAAAUUCCGCUGCCUUAUGAUAAGUUUUCUUUUAAAACAAGUAAGAUCAAGAAGGUACUUGACCGUGACAAGUCCUUCUUUAAAGCGAACUAUGGAUCUCCUCUGUUCGAUAACUCAACCCUCAUGAAAUAUUCUGAGAAUAAAUAACAAGUUUGCCAAUGCUCUUAGAAAAUAUUCGAAAAAUCCUAGAUCAGCUCCGAAUGAAGAGUCUACAGGAAAUGAGAAUAUUGUAAUCGAGAAUGAAAAAGUCCCUGUUGAACUGAAGAGAGGGAAGACUUUUGUACAAGAGAAGGAAAUAGCGAAAUAUAACACCAAUAAGGUUGACAUCAAGUUUCUCAACACAGAUACUGAAGUUCCUUUCAAGCUGCAGCCAUUUAGGACUAAAAGACCUUCACUAUCUUCUAUUGAACGAUUGAAGAAUAGGAUUACUUCAUUUCGCCCGAAUUGCAAACUAAAAGUUCCAAAGAGAAUCUACGGAAUUUCUAUAAAGAAUAAAAUUUUGAACAAAACAAAAAUUUUAAUGAAGAACAAAGAGGUUCAAAAUUAUACCACUAUCAAAAGCAGGCAAAGAAAUUUGAGAAGGAUUAACCAUCAGAAGAAGAACACAAAAUAUGAUGUUUCCAAGAAUCUGAACCUUGACUUAAUUAUUUAA
This is a messenger RNA of Moneuplotes crassus, 1585 nucleotides long. The record is from the annotation of a GenBank genome assembly. NCBI's taxonomy places the organism in Eukaryota, Ciliophora, Spirotrichea, Euplotida, Euplotidae.